AUGCACUCUCCGUUCUCCAGCAGGUACGCCGAAUCCGGGGUGAGGCGCGAGUGCGUAAGGUUGAGUGACGGUGGGAGCCACGAGCCCCCCCUUUCACCGCUCUCGCUGGCCAGGGAUCGCGAACGUGCUGACACGGAUGCGGCGCUCGCCGCGGGAGGUGGUGUGCAGCAGGGCGCACUGGAAGUAGGCGACCUUGGCGACGACGACGCUGUCCUCAUGCUCGAACGUCAACGUGAACGUCUGGUCAGCAUGGCAGUUGGGGAGCACCAUCAAAUCCGAGCCGCGGAUGUGGCAAUGGCCGAACCAGUUUGUAAUUUUCCAACCCUUGCUGGCGCGGACACGCAUCACCGACUCCCAACCGGUUUCCCUGGUGAUCACGCGGCGCAGCUCCUCAGCAAGCUUCGAGUUGCCGACGUGUGUCUUGAAGGGCAUGUGAUGUACGUUGCCCGCGGUCACGCUGGCCAAGUGAUGCAACGCACUCAAGUUCACGCUCUGGGGCGUGCAAACGAACAUCUCGAUCGACACCUGGGCCAUGGACACCAUGAUGGCAUACUCCUUGCACUUCUCCACAGGCUGCAGGUUUGGCGUGCUGGGCUUCGCCUGGCUCAACGCGUUGGCGCUCAGCGAGAAGUCGCCGAAGUAGCUCGGCGAAGCGGUAAACAAGCAAAUCUUGCCGCCGAUGUGCUUCAUGGCGAAAUGUGCGGCACGCGUUGCGCUGCCCAGGCAACUGCCGGAGACGGUGGUGUUCUUCCAUGUUGA
Messenger RNA from Babesia ovata, 759 nucleotides. Its product is annotated as ADP-ribose pyrophosphatase, putative. The coding region runs from base 1 to 759 and encodes 252 amino acids. Lineage: Eukaryota; Apicomplexa; Aconoidasida; Piroplasmida; Babesiidae. The transcript is spliced from 2 exons. The record is from RefSeq and is a predicted model, not a curated record.